Messenger RNA from Schistocerca americana (American grasshopper), 1961 nucleotides. Its product is annotated as G-protein coupled receptor moody-like. The coding region runs from base 1 to 1863 and encodes 620 amino acids. Gene Ontology annotation, cellular component: membrane. Gene Ontology annotation, biological process: G protein-coupled receptor signaling pathway. NCBI's taxonomy places the organism in Eukaryota, Metazoa, Arthropoda, Insecta, Orthoptera, Acrididae. Gene Ontology annotation, molecular function: G protein-coupled receptor activity. The record is from RefSeq and is a predicted model, not a curated record. The transcript has 11 exons.
AUGUGCGUGAGUGCGGCAGCCGCCGUGGGGGCGGCGUUCCCGCCGCCUGGGGCCCCCCAUCCGGUGUGCCGGCCGCCCCCAGGAGGCGGCCAAUCAGCGCCAAUCUUUGUUCCAAUCGCCGCCUUCCGGGACGCGCUGGUGGCGGAGGCUGGAGGUGCGGCGCUUCCGGACGCGGCCGCUAGAGGCGCGGCGGUGCCGAUGCGUGCCGGUCCCCAGAGACCAGGAUUUAUCGGCCCCGGGCGGCGCUCGCCGGAUUCCCUGAAUUGUUUCGCGCCGCCCGCCGGAGCAUCCAUUGCCGGCGCCUUCGACAGCUCACUGGCGCUGCUGUGUCUGAUGAGAAACAAGUUGGGUAACGUGUUCUGCGUGUUCUCCAGCGGGAACUGGAGGCCAGUGAGGCAGGCAGCGAAACGCAGUCCGGACCUGAUUUUUUUUUUCCGCGCGUGCCGGCAGGUGCGGAACGCGACGGCGGUGUUCAUCAUCAACCUGUCGGUGUCGGACCUGUCCUUCUGCUGCUUCAACCUGCCGCUGGCCGCGUCGCUGUUCGCGCAGCGCGCCUGGACCCACGGCGACCUCCUCUGCCGGCUCUUCCCGCUCUUCCGCUACGCCCUCAUGGCCGUCUCGCUCUUCACCGUGCUCGCCAUCACCAUCAACCGAUACGUCAUGAUCGGACACCCCAGGCUCUACCCGAGGCUGUACCGGCGGCGGUGGCUGGCGCUGAUGGUGGCGUCCACGUGGCUGCUGGGCUUCGGCGCGCUGGUGCCCACGUGGCUCGGCGUCUGGGGCCGCUUCGGGCUGGACGACAAGGUGGGGUCGUGCACCAUCCUGCACGACCACAACGAGCGCACGCCCAAGGAGUUCCUCUUCAUCGUCGCCUUCGUCAUACCCUGCAUCGUCAUCGUGGUGUGCUACGCGCGCAUCUUCUACAUCGUGCGCAAGACGGCGCUCAAGUCGCGCGGCCCCCGCGGGGGCGGUUCCAGCGUGGCAGCCGCCUCCGCCAACAGCGGGGGCGGCACCGCCGCCUCCAGGAAGGCCGACGCCGCCCUCUCCUCCUCCGCAGCCAGGGCGCACGCCGUGCUGGAGAACGGCGCUGGAGCGGCGACGCGCUUGGAGGCUGGCUCCAGGCCACUGCUGCUGGACGUGCCGAGGACAGCCCACGAGCCCUCCUCCUCCUCUGGCAUCGAUGUCAGCAAUGCGGGGAGCCUGUGCGACGAGGACGACACCGCAUCUGGGGGCGGGGCCGGGGUCGGCAGCCGCAGCGGGACGCCCACCUCCCUCAGCAGCCGAGGGGGCGGCAGGAGCUGCGGGGGCCGGCGGAGGCGGCGCUCCGGCAGGUCGCCGUCCGCCGUCGCGCUCAGCUCCGCACUCUGCCAGGUGGCAGCAGUGUUUGGCAGAGGGCGCGCACCCAGCGGCAGCCCCUGCUCCGUCCGCAGAUACAGCAACAACAACCUGGCCGCUGCACUGCCCACCAGCCCACCCGUCCCAGGGAAGAUGACGACAAAGGACAAGAAGCUGCUGAAAAUGAUCCUGGUGAUCUUUGCAUCAUUUGUGGUGUGCUACCUGCCCAUCACGGUCAGCAAGACAUUCCACUCGGUCACCAACCUGCACGGGCUCAACAUUGCUGGCUACAUCCUCAUCUACCUGUCCACAUGCAUAAACCCCAUCAUCUAUGUCGUCAUGAGCUCAGAGUACCGCCAGGCCUACAAAAACCUGCUCAUGUGCCGUGCCUCGUCUGGAGGUGGAGCGACACCCGGCGGAGGCGGUUCUGGGGCGGGGGCGGGACAGCAGCCGCAGCGGCAGGACAACAACCUGAUGGAGCUGGCGGCGGCAGGGACAGCCGGCCGCUGCGGGUCACAGCGAGCAUGACGGUGACGCCGGAGGCCGUGGUGGCGACGGGGGCGCCACCCCCAUCCCCACAGGGAGCUCGCGUCGGCUGCGGGCAGCGGCAGUGUGCGCAAGACUUA